AGUAGUUCAAAUCGCCAUGUUUGUUACCCGAGUUGGUGUUGUGUGAGUGAACCGUGCUGUGGCCCAAAAAAGUGUACAAAAAUAGACCGGACUGGUAGCGUUUGUUUAGGAUAAGUUAACACGGAUUGCCUCAUCAGAUUAUGACAUCGUCGCCAUCACAACCAUUUGGAUAUGGCCAACCUACUGGAAGCUCGCUCAUCCCUUUUUUCCCGUCGGUCUCCCAGCAGCAGCAGCCGGGAGUGCUGCCUGGCGGUGGGGGUUCCCGGGGGGCACCCUUUCCCGACAUGUUCGGUGCCGACAAGGCGACCAGCUCGUCAUCAUUUGGGGACCUGGGCCUGCGAGGCACUCUCGGGGGCACACUCUCUCAGUUCCCUCCGUCGGUGGCGAGGCCUCCGCCAACAAGUCUGUCUGGUUUCCCACCAGCAUCUCUGCCGCCGCCACAGCAGGCAUCACCAAACAGCCGAAAUAUGCUGACAAUCGGGUCGAGAGCGUUGCCCGGACAGCGGCAAGUUGGCCCCGACAUCAAUCGGUUAGUUGGAUUGGGAGCACCCCCCAGGACAGGGUACACGGACCAGAGUUCACUAUGGAGGAACAAUGUCCCAGCAUCGGGGGGUGGCAUAUCAAGCUUUGGCAUGUCGCACAGUUCUCGUAACUUCCCUUCAUCACAGUCACUCAUGGGGAACAGUCUUCAGAGCCAGCUGUUCAACUCUAACCCAGCGUUGGACCUCUCCGAGUUUCCGUCACUGACGAACCGGGGUUCCCAAGAAGGGUCAGCGCAGUCCUUGAACAGCAAUCCCAUGGCAGGGAGGGCGGCAUACGGCAAACUCUUCGGUAUGGUGAAGCAGCCCAACAACGACUCCAACGAGUUCCACAUUCACAAUGAGGACUUCCCCGCGUUACCGGGCUCUCAAGGUCAGGAAAACAGUCAAGACAGCUUAAGUAAACAGACGAGUAAUGCCACCAGCGAGUCCUCGAAAGAUGGCAGUGGUUUCUCUAGCGACAAGGUGACGUCACAGCCGGUCAAGAGAGGCAUCCAGACAUCAAAAGAUGGGACGGUAACGAACAUCCCUGCGGGCAUGGUCACGGACCAGUACGGCAUGGUGGGGCUCUUGACAUUCAUCAGAGCGGCUGAGACGGAUCCCAACCUCGUCUCACUGGCCUUGGGGAGCGACCUCACGACGUUAGGGCUCAACCUCAACUCUCCCGAAAACCUUUAUCCUGUGUUCGGAGGUCCCUGGGCAGAACAGCCUUGCAGGCCGCAGGACAUCGACUACCACGUUCCUUCAGAGUACAUCAUCAACCAGAGCAUCCGGGACAAACUAGCGGGCAUCAAGCUGAAUCGAUAUGGCGAAGACUUGCUUUUCUUCAUAUUCUACAUGUUUGGGGGCGACCUGUUACAGCUGCUUUCUGCUGCCGAGCUGUACAACCGGGACUGGCGUUUCCACAAGGACGAGCGGGUCUGGAUCACGCGAGCGGGCAUCUCACCAACGGAAAAGACGUCGACGUACGAGCGUGGGACAUACUUUUUCUUCGACCCAGUCAACUGGCGGAAGGUCGCCAAGGAGUUCCACCUCGACUACGACCGGCUCGAAGACCGGCCACAGCAGUAUCCGCCCCUCUGAUCAGCCGAGUGCACCGCCUUCAGUCACGUCACCCACGGUGGCAGCCCGUAACGCUCCUGGCUGACCGCGCAAAUCGAGAAGGCAGAAGCCACCGAGAAAGACGGGCCCAACGACGUUGCACGCGGCAGUGAGACAGCGAAUGAAAGAACACUGACGCAUCGUGUGACUUGUCAGUUUUAGGAAAUGAGAAGAAAACGUGCGAAGUUUGUAGACAUCGUUGUCAGACGGCAAGAAGCAGCCCUUGUUUUCUACAGGUCAUCUGUGCAAACGGUUCUCUUGAUGGCCCGACUCGGAGCAUUCGCGUCGUCCUGAUAGUGCCCAGAAGUCAACCAUAAGAACACUGCAGCGCUGGAUGGUCUACGGAGAAUAGAACAUCCAACUGGACCGCACGGGGACGGAAGGGUCGCCCUGAUCCCCCCUCUAUCUCCUCUCCUCGCAGACACGGCAGGGUCAGUCGUGCUACGAGCACGGCGCAUCGUUGACUCUUGAUAAAUGAGAGUGCGUCGCAAUGGAUUUCUCGUUAUGUGUAGAAUGAACGGCAACGUCUUGGUUUUUCAUUAAGUUUGUGGGCUUUUCUGUCAGCAGCUUCUCUCAUUUGCCUGUAAAAAAAAACACAUUCCUUCACUCCAUUAGCGCUGAGAAAAAUGACUGCUUUUUGUUUGCUGGGCCGAACACUCGUGUGUGCAGUGCCGCUGUUUGCGAAUGUCUUGUGUUGUUGUUUGUCAAAUGAAAGCAUUGUUUCAGGGCAGCUGUGCUGCUCGGAAUGAGAUUCUCGUUCAUCUUGAUUACACAAUAGACCAAUCGUGAAGGGUUUCAAGUUUGACCAUAACGCGAAUUUCUGCAGUUGGUUUUUAAUCUAUGUCUCACAAAACUAUCAAUUUUAGCCACAUAUUAGAUCUUGUACACUGUGAUUAAUGCAUAACCAUCCAUCAUUACUGAACAACUUACAUCUGGCCUGCAGUGUUAGCGGUUGUCCAUACUGUCAACAUUAUUCAAAGUUUGAAUGCCUAGAGCCUUCUUCAAUCGAGAAGCACCAGAGCACACCUUGAAGGUACUGGCAGUUGUGCCAUUUUCAGAUCAUCAUCGUCCAAAUGCCGGUGUUAUGGCUGAUAGGAAAUGUCGAGAAAGCAAAAAAGUAAAUGAAAGAGUUCCAAAAUAUACUGCCCUGCAAGCUUUCUAAUUAACAACACUCACUGCCAUGAGGAUAUGGAAACGAAUGCUUGUCAUCACCACCACGAUUUGGAAAGUUCCUAGCACAUUUUUAUUUUUGUCCGUUUUUCUUUUUGCUUAUGCUGCUGUUGUUUUUGAAACUGAAGCUCUCAUGGAGUUUGCACAUGCACGAAGAAUAUUAACUCUGCCGCCCGCAAAUUGCACACACAAACACGAAAAUGUGAUUUCGAGAGGGAGAAUUCUCUUGUCCUGCCUGAUCCUGGAGACCGGGGGGAAGGGAAGAUAGGGGGACGCGCGAGGUCUGGGCUUCAGUACGCCCCCCAGGAGGGGCACCCGGGAUCCCGCACACACGAGGGUUGGGUGUUUUGUUUUAGAACGCUGGAUUACUUGAGAGAAACGGGACGGCACAAGGACCGAGUGAACAGCUGCUUGUGACUUGGCUCUCUGCUCCCCCAUUCAUGGCAUCUUUGGGACAUUGCCUAUAACUAGCCAGUGUUUCUUUAAAUCUGAUGUAAGGAUUAUUUCUGUUUUUCGUUAAUAGCUUCCUGUGGUGAAUUACUGUUUUAUUAGACAAGGUCAGUGUUUCUUUUGAAACAUUACUUUUUAACAGCUUUUUUCUUACACAAGAGAAGUGUUCUGUUAUAAAAAUUGUAAAAAUGGGACACUUGUCUUUUACUCUUUUUAAAUGUACUUAUAGAUAACUUAGAUACUUUCUUUGUUUUUUUUUAUUUGAUUGUUCUUUUUUGCUGCACCUUGUUUGCAUACAGAGCGGGUGUUCCAAGCACAGCAGAGAUUCUUUUGACACAUUCGAAAAGAGUUCUUUAUGAAGACAUUCAACAAAUUGUGCGAGCUGGUUUUUCAAGCGACUUGUCACAAAAGGUCUUAGAUAUUGUGGUUUUUUGUUGUAAAGCUAACAGUUGUUGUUUUGCUUUCCCCAAUUGUACAUGUGUAAUGUUUACAUCUCGCGUCAGUUUUUCUCUUUCCUUUUUAAUAUCGUCAUUUUGUGCGUUAUGAAAGUGAUAUUCAUUUGAGCCAGUGCAAGGCCAUCCUUGUUAGCAAUUCUAGUGAGAUGAUUGUGACAUGACUUGCGUAGGAUUGCAGCGACUAUUAAAUGUGUCGUUACGCAGGUGUUCUUGAGAGGCUGUCUAUGCAACGAGAGACCCGUUCACUGUUCAUGCCAAAAAGAAAUAUACACAAAGGUGGUGUUGUACAGUGGGGAAAAGGGGGUGUUUGUGUGUGUUUGGCCACGGUGUGGCCAGGAGUCAUUACGGCACCAGCCAACCUAGCGGUGAGGAAAACGACGGUGCUCCUAAUGUUGAAAGGUAGCUCAUGGGACAAAAACUCAAUGUACAUAAGCCUUCCUUAAUUAUUUUCAAAGUGUACAAAGGAGCGGCCUUGAUACAUAGUUGCUUGUCAAUAAAAGCGAUCUCUAAAGCGGUAA
Messenger RNA from Rhipicephalus microplus (southern cattle tick), 4233 nucleotides. Its product is annotated as CCR4-NOT transcription complex subunit 2. Gene Ontology annotation, cellular component: CCR4-NOT core complex. NCBI's taxonomy places the organism in Eukaryota, Metazoa, Arthropoda, Arachnida, Ixodida, Ixodidae. The record is from RefSeq and is a predicted model, not a curated record. Gene Ontology annotation, biological process: regulation of DNA-templated transcription.